Molecule: messenger RNA, 3117 nt
Organism: Rubroshorea leprosula
Lineage: Eukaryota; Viridiplantae; Streptophyta; Magnoliopsida; Malvales; Dipterocarpaceae
Source: the annotation of a GenBank genome assembly
AGAAGAAACUAGAAAGGAGAGGAAGUGAGUCUUUAUUUUGCAUUUUUAUGGAAGUAAGUCAGCUCUUUUCUUCCACUUGUUGCAGAAAGAACCCACCUCGACGUUGUGAAUAGGAAUCCACUUUCUCUUCUCUACUCCAUAUUAUUUUACUCUUCAUCGCCGUCUGUUUGUUUGCCUUGGAAGGAAAGAAACGGUGGUUUCCACUCAACCUUGUCAAGGCUCCUUGAAGCCUCCCUACGUGUAUUUGUUAAUCUGCAAGUCGUUAUGUUUUGCAAUGCCACCAUCUCAGAAAGUAGCUAAGGCCUGCAAGGCAAUGAAACCUUAUGGCUUUCCUAAUUGGAAAGUGAAGGCAGCAUUAAAGGAACUUCUACCAUUGUAUGAUAAUCAAUGGGAGCUUAUUGAAGAUGAUAACUAUAAAGUUCUAUUCGAUCGUAUGGUUGGAGAGCCAAAGGCAGAUGAGAGAAUGGAGCCUGAGAAGAAUGAAGCUUCAUCAUCAUGUAGAGCGAAGAGAGGAAGAUCCAAGAAGACAGAAGCUUCAUUGCCUUUAGAGCCUCAAGAUUCUGAACCUUUGUCAAAAAGAUUGCGCCCGAGAUACAAGAAAGAAAAUUCUUCAGUGUCUAUAAGUGAAUCUACAAGGAUUAGUAAAACAGCACGAAGAAGCAGACGGCAGAACAGAAUCGAACCAAUGCCAGGCUCUAAGACAAGUUCAGAGACUGAAGAUUGUGAACCCCUAGUGAAAAAACCUCGCAGAAGGCAACAACAAGAGCAGGUUUCAAAUGCUGUGGAUAAGUCUGACCUGAUUUUGACUGAAACAUCAGUGGUAGUGUUGGAAGGGAAAGAGAAUCUGCUACCUUUUGGAUAUCAAGAACCAUUUAUGGAAUAUCUCCCAAGGCAUCAGAUGGAGCAAUCUUUGGUUCUUGUGAAGGCCCCUGACCCACUCUUUGUAGAAAUCCAGCUAAGAAGGGAUGCCCAGUUUUCUCACUCUUGUUUUGAAGAAGAAAUACUUCACUCCACUAAGUUGUACCUUGGGGGUGUUGAAACUGAGUCAAAUCCUGUUCUACAAGUGGAGCAUGCAGAAAACUCAGAGGCACCUAAAUCAAAGUCUGAACUGAUUCAAGAGAAAGGAAAAGCAACAGGGAUGCCUCAAGUUGAUGCUAAGGAGGUGACAUUAUCUUCUGAUGAGGGAAAUGAUCUCUUGUGCUUUGCAGAACCACAAGUUGUGAUCAACAAGGAGCUUUGCCCUUCUGAUAAUGUCCAUGAGUUACGCAAGAAUUAUUCCAAGCAUCUGAUCACUGAUGAGCCAUCAAUUGGCAGCAUACUGGAGGAUGAGGUCCCUCUUGAUGUUAUCAAUCUUGGUAAACAUUUACUUUUAAAAGCUCCUUCAUCACUGUUAUGUGGUGAUUAUUCUUCAAAUGGAAACAGUUACAACGAAAAGAAGGAUGACCUCAAAAUCCCAGAAUCAAGAUCUCCAAAUGGUGCUGAAAAAGAUGAAGUCUUGGGUUUGUCUCAACUAGAUAUUGUUUCAUCUCCUGGAGGGGAGGUGAAGCUUUUCUUCAUUUGUAAAUCUUCCAAACAACCUGGUUUCUGCAUACCAAGUUUAGACAUGGUUGUAGGAUCAUUGGAAGAAAGAUAUCAGAAAUUAUAUGGACUAGUGACACCUAAUUUUUCUGUUAUGGAGGUUAUGAGAGACAUAUGUCAAAGCUUUUUGGAAAUAGCAACCACUCCUACUGCUGAACGUGUGAGUUCCAUGAAUGAAUCGUCAAUAUUUGAUGCUUCUAAGAAAUUGAAUGUGCAAAAUAUUCAGAGUGAUGAACAUACUGGAGGCUCUUCUUCCCGUCCUCCAAAGCAUUCAUGUGGAUCGAUCAAAUUUCAGAAUCUCAUUAAGGUGAGACCCAAAAUCGGCAGAGGCAUAACUGUUAGUGGGUUUGGAAGCCUUCACCAUCUUGCUAGUUUUGAGAACAGAGCUAGCGGGUGCAAUUUAAAAUCAAGCAGUGGUGAAGCUGUUCAGAAGCACACUUCAUCUCCAGUUAUUUUAACGCCCUAUGAUUAUAUUGAUGAUAUAACCAGAGGCAAAGAAAAAGUGAAGAUUUCUUUGUUAAAUGGAAGCAAUGCUGAAAAAUCUUUAGCCUUUUUAUACAUUUCACAGAACAUGGUUUAUAAAGGAGCACGUGUUAAGUUUACAAUGGAUUGUAUUUCUGAAGGAGAUUGUUGUUCACAUUGCUCCAAGGAUUGCCUAUCAUUUUCCAUGCCAUGUGAAUGUGCUGGACAAACUGAGGGUGAGUUUGCUUAUGCACCAGGGGGAUUGCUUAAGGAAAGCUUUCUGGAAGACUGUAUCACCUUGAAUCAGGCCUCUGAAAGAUGCCAUUACUUUUUCUGUAAAGAUUGCCCACUUGAGAGGUCUAAUGGGGGAAACCAGUGUGAGUUGUGUGAAGGUCAUUUAAUGAGAAAAUUCAUAAAGGAGUGUUGGUCUAAGUGUGGGUGCAGUAAUACAUGUGGGAAUCGUGUUGUUCAGCAAGGCAUUUCUGUGGCAUUGCAGGUGUUUCAAGCACUUGAAGGAAAAGGAUGGGGUGUUCGGACACUGGAAGACUUGCCAAAAGGUGCUUUUGUUUGUGAAUAUGCUGGAGAAGUAGUCACCUGCUCCGAGCUAGACGAGAGGAAUAAGCAAAGCACUAGUAGCAAGAAGAAUAUGUACUCAGUGCUGCUUGAUGCAGGUUGGGGUAAAGAAGGUAUCUUGAAGGAUGAAGAGGCCCUUUGUUUGGAUGCUACUCGUUAUGGAAAUGUUGCACGAUUUAUCAACCACAGAUGCUCUGAUGCCAAUUUAAUUGAAGUCCCUGUCAAGGUGGAAAUCCCAAAUCAUCACUACUAUCAUCUUGCCCUUUUCACAACCCGAAAAGUUGCUGCCAUGGAAGAACUGACUUGGGAUUACGGCAUCAACUUUGAAGGUCCUGAAAAACCUUUCAAAUGUCAAUGUGGGAGCUUGAUGUGUCGUGAUUCAAAUUAGAGAGUAUUAUCUCUUUACAGUUUGUACCUGAGACAGCAUCACAUGUUACUUGCCUCUGCUAAUUGAACUACCUAAUGUACGUUGAUGUAUAUUUUGCACGCUGUCAGCCAACUACA